Eucalyptus grandis is the source of this 1624-nucleotide messenger RNA. Its product is annotated as heme oxygenase 1, chloroplastic. The coding region runs from base 491 to 1351 and encodes 286 amino acids. Lineage: Eukaryota; Viridiplantae; Streptophyta; Magnoliopsida; Myrtales; Myrtaceae. Gene Ontology annotation, molecular function: heme oxygenase (decyclizing) activity. Gene Ontology annotation, biological process: heme oxidation; phytochromobilin biosynthetic process. The record is from RefSeq and is a predicted model, not a curated record. The transcript is spliced from 4 exons.
CCUCUCGCGUCGCUCGAAAGUGUAAAAAAACACCUCACUCAGAAACCACAACUUUGCAAAACUCGAGUUCCCUUCUCUUCUCCUCUUCGCGUUUCCCCCCGACCGCCGACCUCCGCCGACCUCCGCCCGCCGCCGCCGCCGCCGCCGCCGCUCCCCCCAUUUUCACAUUCUUGACAUACGCAGAGCACGUGUCCAGCUUCCAUCAGAGCUUUUGCAGAUAAGCUCGCAGCACCACUCCGCCCAUGCGGCCUGCAUAAAGGCAACAAUAGAAUAUUCCCACAAAACCCGAAGCACAUAAUUGUCUUGCUAUUCUUUUGUUAUCCAGCCUGUUGUCCCUGCCUUGAAGAUUACUCUUUGAAUCCUCUCGUUCCAAGUUCAAGCCCCCUGCCCCCACCGCUCUCUCUCUCUCUCUCUCUGUUUCUGUCUGUUGGGUAAUUUCCCGCUUGAGGUACCGUGCACUCUUCUUCAGUCUCCCUCGCUAGCGGCGUCAAUGGCUUCUUUAACCACAGUGCCUCACUCCGCCUGCUUCUUGAGCAAGACCCAGUUGUCGGAAUCGCGUCCUGCCCGGGUUUCCUUUCGCCCUCGUCCGGGGACCUGUUUCUUGCAGAGGGGGUCUUUCCGGGCGGCUCGCGGGAUCAGGAACAUGCCCCGGAAGGCGGCGGUGGUCGCGGCGACGACGGCGGAGAAGCCGAAGAAGAGGUACCCCGGGGAGGCGAAGGGGUUCGUGGAGGAGAUGAGGUUCGUGGCCAUGAAGCUGCACACGAGGGAUCAGGCCAAGGAAGGGGAGAAGGAGGUGAAGGGGCCCGAGGAGAGGGCGGUGACGAAGUGGGAGCCGAGCGUUGAUGGGUACCUGAGAUUCCUGGUGGACAGCAAGUUGGUUUAUGAUACGCUCGAGAGGAUUGUGGAGGAUUCUGCUUUCCCUUUCUAUGCUGAGUUCAGAAAUACUGGUUUGGAGAGGUCAGAAAAACUGGCGAAGGAUCUGGAGUGGUUCAAAGAGCAAGGUUAUAACAUUCCUGAACCUUCUUCACCUGGGGUGACAUAUGCCCAUCAUCUCAAAGAAUUGUCUGAGACAGAUCCUCCAGCAUUCAUCUGUCACUUCUACAAUGUUUACUUUGCCCACAGUGCUGGUGGUCGGAUGAUUGGGAAAAAGGUGGCUGAGAAGUUACUUGAUAACAAGGAGUUGGAGUUCUAUAAGUGGGAUGGUGAACUUCCCCAACUAUUGCAGAAUGUGAGGGACAAACUGAACAAAGUUGCCGAAAACUGGACCAGGGAGGAGAAGGACCAUUGCUUGGAAGAGACCGAGAAAUCAUUCAAGUACUCUGGCGACAUUCUUCGUCUGAUACUGUCGUGAUGCACAUAUGAAAUCCCGAGUGUUGCACAACCUGGUUUAAGUAACGGGGCAGAAAGCCUUGACAGUUUACACCUGUGUUUGAACCUGCACAAUUGAUCUGCAACCGCAAGCAAGUCCCCGGAUUUGUUGGUUGUUCCUGUCAAAUGUGACAUAUGGAUUCUUUUCUUCAUGCGGAACAGAAAAUAGGGUUCUGCUGUACAUAACUUCUCAUACCGAAACUUGGCUAAUCUUUUCUUGAUUUAUGAAGCGGGAGACAUGAAUUUCUUUUAUCAA